UUUAUUUUGACAAGUAUUUUCGCCUGUUUGUUUACGUAUGGAAAAGCGGCGGCAUAUUAAAUUUCGAAAUGGAUUACUAUUAUGAAGACUACAAUUAUGAUAACAACUACAUAGAUUAUGAUGACGAAGACGUGGAGCUUUUUCCUUGGACAUUUCAAACAACAUUAAGCGAAUGUAUUAUACCAUCUGGAAAGCAAAUUUUAAGCUAUAUCGGCACACUAAUCGGUUGUUGCUUGGUUUUUCGUUUUGUGUGUUCAAUUGCCAAGCACCAACAACGCUAUAAAGUGAUGCAUAUGGUGUCGUUAAUAACUGGAUUUGUUGCUUUGUUCUUCACACUAGGUUUUCAGUGCUUAAUCGUCGUAUUUUUGUGUCUAAUUUCAUACACCACAAUGCUUAUUGGUCAAUAUUUCAAUUGGCGCUCAUAUGGUCUCAAAUUGACAAUUACAACUAUUGCAAGUCAUAUUCUUUUUGAACUGCUGUGGAACAAGACAGAUGAGUGGCAACGAAUUCGAGGUCUGCAAAUGAUUUCUGCAAUGAAAAUAAUCUCGCUGGCAUUUGACUUAAAGCAGAAUGAUAAAAAUGAGGAAAAUAUAUCUUCUAUACCAGGGUUAAUACCUUUCUUUGGAUAUAUCUUCAAUCCAGCAACAAGUGCACUAGGUCCUUGGAUAUCAUACAGUGCAUAUUUACGCAGCAUACAAUUUGUACAUAAGGGUUAUCGUUGGCUCUAUUGGACUGUCUUAAAUGCCGUACUGGCCAUAGCUUUUUUAAGUCUGUCUGACUGUUUGGUACCAAUUACUUUGUCGCAUAGUUCAUGGAAAUGGAUGCUUACAUAUAGAGAUGCGUUAUCAGUACGUUGCAGUCAAUAUUUCAUAUGUUUUCUUUCCCAAGCCACUGUAGCUGCUGCUGGCAUUGUACCGUAUAACGAUGGAAGACCAAAUAGUGCUUUAGGUUACUUAGUAUGCAAACCAUGGGAAAUCGAAUUUCCACGAUCACUUACAUCUGUAGUAAGAAGCUGGAACCUGCCAAUGCAUAAAUGGCUGAAAAUCUACAUGUUUCGUCCGAUGCAUAAUCGCUAUAAAAAUUAUUUAAUAGCAAUAAUAUUUACAUAUAUUGCAUCAUCGUUACUGCAUGGCGUCCACUUGAAGAUUUAUUACGUGCUGUUUUCACUUGGAUUUUUUGCAAUUACGGAAAAUAUGUUAAGAUUAAAAUUGGCAACAAUAUUUAACGCGUGUGUCGCCGCCAAUCCAUGCCAGAAACCUUGUAAGUAUAGGAAUUGCUAUAGCUACGGCUGGAAUAGCAACACCCUCAUUGUGGCUGUAAUUAAUGUGAUAUUUAGUAUCUUAACCACUGUACACCUGGCUUAUCUUGGCGUUAUGAUGAGCGAAACAAACUUGGAACAACGAGACAAUCAUUUCACUAAUUUGUUGACGAAAUGGCACAAUUUAUACUUUUUCAGUCACUGGUUUUAUUUCGCCAAUUUGUUAUUUUAUUAUAUUAUAUAGUUGAUAUCUAUCCAAAUGAUCUGAAGUUGUGUUAUAGUAUUACAGUAUUAUAUUUUGUAUUAUCAUUUUA
Messenger RNA from Teleopsis dalmanni, 1572 nucleotides. It is a transcript of the gene por, whose product is annotated as protein-serine O-palmitoleoyltransferase porcupine. NCBI's taxonomy places the organism in Eukaryota, Metazoa, Arthropoda, Insecta, Diptera, Diopsidae. The transcript is spliced from 2 exons. Gene Ontology annotation, biological process: protein palmitoylation; lipid modification; Wnt protein secretion. Gene Ontology annotation, molecular function: palmitoleoyltransferase activity; Wnt-protein binding. Gene Ontology annotation, cellular component: membrane; endoplasmic reticulum. Bases 69 to 1502 code for a protein of 477 amino acids. The record is from RefSeq and is a predicted model, not a curated record.